Alternaria ventricosa is the source of this 2328-nucleotide messenger RNA. RefSeq lists its product as uncharacterized. Bases 1 to 2328 code for a protein of 775 amino acids. The record is from RefSeq and is a predicted model, not a curated record. The transcript has a single exon. Lineage: Eukaryota; Fungi; Ascomycota; Dothideomycetes; Pleosporales; Pleosporaceae.
AUGGCCGGCCCACCAUCAUACCCCGCCAAUACCAACCUCACCUCCAACCCACCACCCCCAUCGACAUCAUCACAGUCCAACGUCGCAUUCACACCAAGUGCAACAUCAGUCGCCGACUCCUCAGACAAUGAAUUCGAGCCAACCCCCGUCCACAGCCCAGGCGGUCCACAAUAUGAAGAUUUGCCACCAUCCUACGACGAGGCGCGGGACCAAGCCGUCCACGACACCCGUCAUGGCAUCGCGCCCGUAGACCCCAGCCAAAUCGAAGCCCACCGCAUCACCACCAACGAAGGACCAAACGAGCCAGAAGUAUGGGAGUACCGCGUAAGAGGCGAAGAAACAGAUCCGGCAAGUGAACAGGAGCAAGCACCGGAUUAUGCGAAUCAUACAAACGACAAGGCCACCAGUGUUCCAGUCCAGCAUGUCAGUACGAGUGAGAACAUCGCAGUGGGACGAGUGCAUAGCGGAUCUACUUCCUCAAGCAGCAAAGAGAAACAGCCUGAUCUAGCUUCUGACCUGCUCGCCCAAGCUCUGGAGUUCAGCCGUGAAGAACCAGAUGCGAGGGCGCAGUAUGCACCGCAUCUAAACCGCAUCAUCGCGAUACCCGAGCAUGCAGGACCAGCAAGACGUGCAGACGAACACGUAUACUUCCUAGUUGCGUACGCCGAAGUGUUGGACCGACAUUCCAUCAAGCCAGCCGAAUUUGCUGAGUUCUUGUACGGUCUACAAGUCCUGACCACAGCGGCGCACACGACGGCUGAAGACUUGCUUCUUGAACCGACACAUCAAGGCCUUCCUUCCAGCAUCGUACACGACUACAUCCGAGGAGCGAAUGAAGCUUUCUUCGCGCCAAGAGGUCUCGUGGUAUCUUUCCGCAGCGAGACUGCGCUUCUAGACAUGCUACCCAUACCCGCAGGCCACAAACCCAGCGUUCUCGCCAACCUGGCCGAUAAGACUGCAACGGCUGAAUGGCGUGCAAGGCAAUUAUACCCCUGGAUCGAAGCUCUCGACGGGGACGCAGUGCCCAUGCCGAGCGAGAGAGUGCUUAAGCUGCAUGAGAUGAGUGAACGUUUCUCGGGUCAUACGACGGCUACUGGCUCGUCUGAUUAUGCUGGAAACAACGGUCUCGAAUCUACUGGUGCACAUGAAGACCCUCCUCACUCCAUCCCCGGACCUCCAGAGGAAUCCCCCCACGCACACGGUCGACAUGGACGAGGCGCCCAUCAUCCGCGUGGCAGACGAGGCGGUCACUGGUCGCCGUUUGGUAUGCCAGGCCAUGGCCCCUUUGGUGCACCCGGUAACGGUCCUUUCGGCGCUCCCGGGUAUGGGCCUUUCGGGUGCGGCAGUCGAGGACCUUUCGGGCCCCGAGGCAACGCCUUCUUCGGUAGAGGAGGCUGCUCCUCUCGUGGCGGACGUGGACGCGGACGUGGACCCCCACAAUCCGGAAACGAGUGGGCAGAAGUAGGCAAAGAAUUAGGCAAGAUUGGUGAGCAAUUCGGUAGACAUAUGGGUGAUUUGGGUGUGGAGAUUGGGAAGCGUGCGAGUGCUUUUGGGGUGGAGGUGGGUAGGAUGGCUGGGGGGAAUGCUGGUGGAAGUGGAGGUGGGAAUGCAGGUGGAAGUGGAAAUGCAGGUGCAAGUGUGAGUAUGAGUGGCAAUAGAGGGCCUACUAUCUCAGGUCCUGCCUCGUACGAGCAAGUCCACAACGACCUCCCACCUGCUUAUGCUGCACCGCCGGGACAAGAGACAGGCGUGCUAUAUAGCGACCGCAAAAUCGACACGGCAUACCCUACCGACACGAAGGAUAAGGGGAAAGCUAUUGCCAAGGACGUGGAUGACGACGACGAUACCUCCUCCCUCUCAUCUGAUAGUUCAGACUCAGAUUCAGACUCAGAUUCAGACUCAGACUACGACUCCGACUCCGACUUCACCCCCGCCACCACCGACAAGACCAAAGCCCUCAAGCUCGCACGCCGCCAGAUCAAACAGCGAAACCGCCAACUCAAAAAGGACCACAAAGCCAAGAAACGCGAACUCAAAGCCAAACACGCUGAUACCAACACCAAGGGCAAAGGCAAAGCGGCGAAGAAAGCGAAGAAGGACCCACAGUACAAAGCAGCGAAGAAAGAGUACAAAGCGCAGAGGAAGGAACUGAAGAAAGAGAGAUUGGCUGUGAAGAGGGAGUGGCGGGAUGCGAGGGAGGAGGUGAAGAGGGAGAAGAGGGGGGUGAAGACAGGGAUGGCUGCUGGAGGGAUGUCGAGAGGAGAGGUUGAGAAAGAGGGAGAAAGAAACGAGGGGGUUUGGUUGGUGAUUGAAAAUCUGGCGCCUUAG